ACAUCAUUGAACUCGACUUACACAUCAUUCCGUCAACAACUCCAUAAACUCGACAGUUCAUUCAUUGUAUUACAAUUAUGCAUUAUUGACAUUGUAUUGAAACUAUUAUUCUAAUUGUAAUUGGUAGUUGAUGGAGUCAACAGUUAAAGACGGUUGUUGUUGCAGCAAUACAAGUGGUGGUGGUGAUAGUUAGUUAUUAGGUUUAAGUAAGCUGGUGGUGAUUCAUAUUUUAAUUUGUAUAGUUGGAAAGUUAAGUUUGCAGUCAUCCCUUUCCUCAUCUUCUACAUGAGCCUGAGUCUGAGUGGCCCACACAAACUUCAAGCUGGAUAGAGAUACAGAGAGUAAAAGGAUCUUCCUGGAUUACCUUUCGAAUGGUUAUGGAUUAGCUGACCAACAGUGAUUUCAUCCUAUCUGACCAAUCUAUACUCCUAAAUUCUUACAAUAAAUCUCCACACACACACACUUGAAACCCGAAAAUUUCUCAAAUUCAAAAUUCUAUCAACCUUUGAGGAGAGAAUACAAGAAAUUAUUUGCUAUUUACUGAUGAAAGUGAAAUAUCCUGACAUUAUCACUACUGUUUAAGAAUAUCCAAGUAUUAUAAUGUUAAAUGAAGAAGCAAUUGAAGUACCUACUAAUUCCGAAGCUUUCUUUAGUAGAGAUUGAUAACCAGUACGAUAAGCACACAGUAGUUCCGUUCCAGUGAAUUAUUCUCGUGUUAGUGGAAUGCCUCACGCGACUGAUGCGGAAGAGAAGCAACCAUUCCUUGUGAAUCUCCAGGAUGAAGAGGAUGAGCGCAGUCAUAACCUGCAGAAUCCUAGCCACCUAAACAGUAAAUCUCAACAACAUCACAUCAACAUUGGUAGUCACGGAAAUGGAAAUGGGGAGGUCAAUGGGGGGUUGGUUUCAUCGAACACGAACGGUGGAGGUAGCGGCGGUUCCCCUUCCAGUAUCGAGCAAAUGAGAACAGCUCGUUCUCUGUACGUGAUGAAACUUUUGUCGGCCCUCUUCUAUGCCGUCGCGUCGUUCCUCAUCACCGUUGUCAAUAAGGUUGUCCUCACGAGUUACAAAUUUCCUUCUUUUCAAUUCCUUGCAUUGGGCCAAGUAUUUGCGACGGUUUUUGUGCUAUUUUUCGCCAAGCAGCUACGAUUGGUCUCAUUCCCUUCAUUAGGAAAAGAUUCAUUUCGAAAGAUAUUUCCACUUCCUCUCCUCUUCAUAGGAAAUGCAAUGACUGGUCUCGGAGGAACAAAGACAUUAAGUCUGCCCAUGUUUACCGCUCUGAGAAGGUUUUCUAUAUUGAUGACCAUGCUUUGUGAGCGGUAUAUUUUAGGAGUUCGUCCUUCUAUGCCAGUCCAAGUUUCCGUCUAUACUAUGAUAGGAGGCGCUAUUAUUGCUUCAAGCAACGAUCUUGCGUUCAGUGUUGAGGGCUACACUCUUGUUAUGCUGAAUAAUAUGUUUACUGCAGCCAACGGGGUUUACAUUAAGAAAAAGUUGGACUCUAAAGAAUUUGGAAAAUAUGGAUUAAUGUUUUACAAUGCUUUCUUUAUGGCCGUACCGGCGUUCUUAUUUGCAUACAUUGGGGGUGAAAUUCACAAGGGAUUGGAGUACGACGGAUGGGGUGACACAGCAUUUGUUACAAAUUUCCUCAUAUCUUGCUUCAUGGGAUUUAUAUUAAAUGCCAGUGUAGUGCUAUGCACUCAAUAUAAUUCUGCAUUAACAACCACAAUCAUUGGGUGCUUAAAAAAUAUUUCCGUGACUUAUCUUGGAAUGUUUAUCGGAGGAGACUACGUUUUCCACUGGGGUAAUUUUAUUGGGAUAAACAUAAGUGUAUUUGGAAGUUUGCUCUAUACUUACGUCACCUUCAAGAGGCCAAGCAACGGGAACAACAAAUGAUAAAUGUGCCAGUUUUGUUUUAUAAUGUGUGUUGAAGCUUUCUUGGGUUAAACUAGUCUCACCAGCCAAAAAAUGCAAAAAGUACUACGGUGAACUGAUGUCAUUCAUUUCAAAAUAAAUGUCUGAAAGAUUAAUUUUAUUUCAUCGCUGCACAUCAUCACAUUGUAUAUUUGAUACUGAUUUGCAACAACAUUACGGAUAAAAAAUAUCAAAUGUUUUGGGCUCAAA
Molecule: messenger RNA, 2118 nt
Organism: Folsomia candida
Lineage: Eukaryota; Metazoa; Arthropoda; Collembola; Entomobryomorpha; Isotomidae
Gene: frc
Product: UDP-sugar transporter UST74c
Exons: 11
Coding region: 724-1890 (388 amino acids)
Cellular component (GO): Golgi apparatus
Molecular function (GO): GDP-fucose transmembrane transporter activity; antiporter activity
Source: RefSeq, a predicted model, not a curated record